Messenger RNA from Lathyrus oleraceus (garden pea), 1553 nucleotides. RefSeq names its product nudix hydrolase 10. Lineage: Eukaryota; Viridiplantae; Streptophyta; Magnoliopsida; Fabales; Fabaceae. The record is from RefSeq and is a predicted model, not a curated record. Bases 210 to 1073 code for a protein of 287 amino acids. The transcript is spliced from 8 exons. Gene Ontology annotation, molecular function: ADP-ribose diphosphatase activity; NADH pyrophosphatase activity; NAD binding.
AUAAUGUUAUGUAGUGAAACAAGAAUUGCAGUGGAACUACGUCACUAAGCACUCAUAACACCAAAAUAGCAAUAUUGUGCCUUUCAAGUUUUCAACUUCCACUUGUUAGUGCUCUUUGUAACUUCCCUUUCAAACUCUACUCUUUAAAUCCUCAAGUUUUCAGUUUAAUCUUCAUUGGCUUUUUAAGGUUUGUUUUCCAAGUUGAGUCCAUGUCAGUGGCAGCUAGUCCAGCACCUCCUUUAGGAGACCAUUUGUGUGAAAAUGGAUUUGAAUGUGUUGAAAUUCUCCCUGCCACCAAUGAUGCACAUGGAGGAGUCAUUGUUGACUUGAAAGAUAGGAUGGAUCCCGAAGUUUUCGCUUCUUUGCUUAAAUCUUCGCUUUCGAAUUGGAAGAAACAGGGAAAAGAUGGCGUGUGGAUCAAGUUACCUAUUGAGCUUGUUAAUCUUGUUGAAAUUGCAGUUAAGGAAGGUUUCUGGUACCACCAUGCUGAGCCAAGCUAUGUAAUGCUAGUUAACUGGAUUUCCAAAACAGGCUGCACAAUCCCUCCAAACGCUUCUCAUCGCGUAAGAGUCGGCGCCAUUGUCUUGAAUGAUAAGAAAGAGGUGCUAGUUGUAAAGGAAAAAAGAGGUAGAUUCCAUGGAAUUGGUGCUUGGAAGCUUCCUACGGGAGUAGUUGAUGCAGGUGAGGAGAUCUUUGAAGCCGCAAUUAGAGAAGUAAAAGAAGAGACAGGAAUUGAUACAGAAUUUGUGGAGGUACUAGGAUUCAGACAGGAACAUAAUUCAUUCUUUGAGAAAUCAGACAUAUCAUUUCUUUGCAUGUUGCAUCCUCUUUCUUUUGACAUCAAAAAGCAAGAACUUGAAAUUGAAGCAGCUCAGUGGAUGCCAUUUGAAGAAUAUGCAGCACAACCAUUUAAUCAGAAGCAUGAGCCCUUCAAGUACAUAAAUGAAUUAUGCAUAGCAAAGAUGGAAAAUGUGUAUACUGGAUUUUGUCCACGUCUUGUCUCAUCAUUUUUCUCUAAGGAUUUUAGUUAUAUAUACUUGAACACCAAGGACUUAGACAAGUCUUCUUCAUGAGUCUCAUGAAUCAGUCUUAUUCUUCAAUUAUAAGUAAAAAAAGUUAAUUAUUCUAUGAAGAUUUAGUGUUGGUAUUUCCUAAAUAAUCUUACAUUAAUUCUUAAUGUUGUGAGGUUAUGACCAUUAUAAUUAAAGGUAGAUUAAUCAAUGUGUUUUUUAUACAAUUAAAAAAUUAACUAUUAUCUUUUAAAUUCACUUUUAUUUUUUAUGUAAGAAAAACACAUUUAUUAGUCUACCUAUAAUUAUAAUUGUAAUGUUCAUAAUAUUAAGAGGUAAUGUACAAGUAUUUUUAAAAUACUAACAUUAAAUAGGCGUAGAAUAGUUAACUAUUAUACUUAAUAAGGGUGGAAAUAUUAUUUAAAAUUGAGACUUGAGGGUGUAGUUGAUUUUGAGAGAAAUUUCUCUCUUGUAAAAUGUUUGUUGCAUGUAAAUUUCUAUCUUCAUAUCAUAAUUCCAAUAUGCUAUUUGUAUUUUAAGGGA